AACACAUUCGUUUUGGUUUUGAGCGAAAAUUUUGAAACUCUGGUUUUUCAAUUUAUACGUUUUACACCUAAAUAUUGUCAAAUAGAGACGCAUUUAGAUCUGUGAUUUUGAAAAUGGGCACUAUGGAGGAUCCCACACUAGAGAGGCAUUUUAAAGGCCACAAGGAUGCCAUCACAAGCGUGGAUUUCAAUCCCAACAUGAAGCAAUUGGCGUCCGGUUCGUUGGACAACUGUGUUAUGGUGUGGAACUUCAAGCCACAGAUGAGAGCAUACAGAUUCGUUGGCCACACGGACGCCAUCACGUGUGUGCAGUACUCUCCGUCCGGACAGCUCCUUGCCUCUGCGUCGCGAGACAAGACCGUGCGCGUGUGGAUACCCAGUGUGAAGGGGGAAUCGACGUCCUUUAAGGCUCACACUGCAACCGUGAGGAGUGUUGAUUUUAGCAGCGAUGGACAGAACAUAGCAACAGCAUCCGACGACAAAUGUAUAAAGGUGUGGAUCCUUCAUCGACAGAAGUUUCUGUAUUCUCUCAGCGGUCACCAGAACUGGGUCCGAUCCGCCAAGUUCUCGCCGGACAGCCGUAUGAUCGUGUCAGGCAGCGACGACAAGUCGGUGAAAAUAUGGGACCAGACGAGCAAGCUGUGUGUGCAUUCGUUCAGCGACCUGGGCGGCAUCGUCAACCAGGUGGCAUUCCAUCCGAGCGGGACGUGCGUUGCCGCGGCGACGUCAGACUGCUGCGUCAGGGUGUGGGACGUGCGCAUGAACAAACUUUUGCAGAAGUACCAAGCGCACAGUGGUGGCGUAACGAGUCUAUCCUUCCAUCCGUCCGGUAACUACAUGAUUACAUCGUCCAACGACUCGACGCUCAAGGUGCUUGACCUUCUUGAAGGUCGUCUGUUCUACACACUACACGGUCACCAGGGUCCCGUCACGUGUACGGCGUUCUCACGACAAGGAAACUACUUUGCGUCCGGCGGCUCAAACGAUCAGGUGAUGGUGUGGAAGACAAACUUCGACUCGGUGGAUUACUCGGAGGUUCUGAGCUCUCACCGUCGCAAAUCGCGUUCACACGUCCGUCCCGCGUCGCUACCCUGCGACCAAGCCGCGUCGCCGCCGCCGCCGCCCGUCACCAUGGCAACCACCGACGCAGCUACGCAGCGGGACACGACGCAGGAUCACGCGGACGACGACGACGGGGGGAGCCAGCAGAACAUGUCGCCGCAGCUCGAGAACACGCUCUCACAGGUCGUGCGACAACUAGACAUCCUGACGCAGACGGUGUCGAUCCUGGAACAGCGACUCACGAUGACAGAGAACAAGCUGAAGGAGGUGGUGGAGAAGGAUGAGGUUCCCUCGUAUGCUCACCAACGCUAACUCCUCCUCUCUCCAUGAUGCAUCAGCUAUACCCCUCACUUCUCUCACCCUCCUCUCUCCACUGCGUGUCUCCUAUAUAUACCCCUCACUUCUCUCACCCUCCUCUCUCCACUGCGUGUCUCCUAUAU
Molecule: messenger RNA, 1501 nt
Organism: Priapulus caudatus
Lineage: Eukaryota; Metazoa; Priapulida; Priapulimorpha; Priapulimorphida; Priapulidae
Product: POC1 centriolar protein homolog A-like
Exons: 13
Coding region: 114-1373 (419 amino acids)
Biological process (GO): cilium assembly
Cellular component (GO): centriole; ciliary basal body
Molecular function (GO): protein binding
Source: RefSeq, a predicted model, not a curated record